Messenger RNA from Fonsecaea erecta, 1626 nucleotides. RefSeq lists its product as hypothetical. The coding region runs from base 1 to 1626 and encodes 541 amino acids. Gene Ontology annotation, cellular component: cytoplasm; nucleus. Gene Ontology annotation, molecular function: FAD binding; DNA binding. NCBI's taxonomy places the organism in Eukaryota, Fungi, Ascomycota, Eurotiomycetes, Chaetothyriales, Herpotrichiellaceae. Gene Ontology annotation, biological process: circadian regulation of gene expression; entrainment of circadian clock by photoperiod. The transcript has a single exon. The record is from RefSeq and is a predicted model, not a curated record.
AUGUCCAAGAGAAACAAGCCAGCUCAUCCCGAGCAGAAGCACCCCAGCACCAAACGGGCCAAAGAGAUCGAUGCCCAUACUCCUUAUGAAGAACUGGGGCGUCUCCUUGCAGACCAGGAGCACCCCCGUGACACCAGGAGAGUCCUGCAUUGGUUCCGGAGCAAGGACCUUCGCGUCCACGACAAUCGUGCCUUGAACGCCGCCUCUCAGCUGGCAAAAGGGUCGCAGGCUCCUUUGCUGUGUGUGUACGUCAAUUGUCCAGCCGAAUUCCGUUGGCAUGGCACUUCACCAGCCAGGACGGACUUCAUCUUCGAAAACCUUGCGCUUAUGAAAGCUGAGCUGGCAGCAUUGGAUAUUCCAUUGGCCUUCCUGGAAGCCAGUGAACGUGACGAGAUCGUUCCGACGAUUGUCAACUUCAUUCGCGAAAACGAUAUCUCGCAUGUGUACGCAAACUACGAGUACGAAAUCGAUGAGUUGCGCCGCGACAUUGGAGUCUUCAAGGAGGCCACUGCCGAAAACUCCAGGUCCCAGGGAUUCCAUCUGUCCCUGCACCAUGACCAGACGGUAGUGGAGCCAGGCACCAUACUCACAGACAGUGGGAAGGCGAUGAAAGUCUUCACGCCAUACCACAGGGCGUGGCUUGCUGAAGUCAAGGCAAAUCCAAGUCUUCUCGACACGGUUCCCGCGCCUUCGAAGAAUUCCACCGAAGCAAAGAAAGAACUGAAGCAGUUCUUUGACAGCCCUGUUCCCAGCCCACCCAAGGAAAAGCAAUUUGCUUCCGAUGAGGAGAGGGAACGAAUUCGUAAGCUCUGGCCGGCAGGCCACGACGCUGCCGUGAAGCGACUCAAUCACUUCCUUGAUGACAAGAUCGCCGACUAUGCGGCAACGCGCUCCAAUCCGGCAAAAGACUCUACGUCCCGGCUCUCAGCAUACUUCAGCGCCGGUGUCCUCUCCGUCCGAGAAACCCUCAGCGCGGUGAGCCAGCGGAAUAACAACUCGACUGAUUUCUCCAAGGAAGGCUGCGACCCAGGCAUGUCUGGAUGGGUGCGCGAAAUCGUCUUCAGAGAGCUGUAUCGACAGACCCUGCUCCAGACGCCUCACACGUCCAUGAAUCUUCCGCAGAAUCUCAAAUUCGACUUUGUGGACUGGGAGGAAGAUGAGGAAGGAUACAAGCGCUGGGAGGAGGGCAAAUUGGGUGUUCCUUUCGUGGACGCUGGUAUGCGGCAAAUCAAACACGAAGCCUACAUGCACAACCGCCUGCGCAUGAAUGUCUCGAGCUACUUGUAUUGUAAUCUGCUCAUCGACUAUCGACGGGGAGAGCGAUAUUUUGCAGAGACGUUGAUCGAUUGGGAUCUCAGCAACAACACGCAAGGUUGGGAACCCAGCUACACCGUGUUCAACCCUGUCAGCCAGGCCGAGAAGAAUGAUCCUGAGGGUGAGUACAUCCGCAAGUGGAUCCCGGAGUUGAAGGAUGUCAAGGGAAAGGCCAUCUUCGAUCCGUACCACCGUUUGGACAAGCAGGAGUUUGAGAAACUGGGGUACUUCAAACCAUAUGUCGACUGGCAAAAGACCAAGCAGAGGGCGAUCGAAAGGUUCAAAUCGAACAUGAGGGACGCUGAUCCUUAA